ACGGCGCGGCGAAGAGGCGGUGGCAGGAGCCCGCGCCCGGCCCGGCGCCCGCCCCGCGCUGCUCCGCGGCGCCUUUUCUGCACCCGCCGCUCCGCGGAGCGGGAGCCUUGGCCCUUCGCGCGGCUGCCGCGAGCUGCCCCGCGCUCGGCCAGGCCCCCGCCUUAGGGAUGGCAAACUUGCGCCCCGUGGCCGCCUCCGCCAGCGCCGGCCCCCGCUCCUGCUGCUGACGGCGCCCAGGGCAAGGGACAUAGGAUGACCCCAGCCUGUCCCCUCUUACUAUCUGUGAUUCUGUCCCUGCGCCUGGCCGCAGCCUUCGACCCCGCCCCCAGCGCCUGUUCAGCCCUGGCCUCGGGUGUGCUCUACGGGGCCUUCUCACUGCAGGACCUCUUUCCUACCAUCGCCUCAGGCUGCUCCUGGACCCUGGAGAACCCUGACCCCACCAAGUACUCCCUUUACCUGCGCUUCAACCGCCAGGAGCAGGUGUGCACCCACUUUGCUCCCCGCCUGCUGCCCUUGGACCACUACCUGGUCAACUUUACAUGCCUGCGGCCUAGCCCUGAAGAGGCUGUGGCCCAGGCAGAGGCAGAGGUGGGGCGGCCAGAGGAGGAGGAGGCAGCAGGGUUGGAACUGUGCGGCGGCGCGGGCCCUUUUACCUUCCUGCACUUCGACAAGAAUUUCGUGCAGCUGUGCCUGUCGGCCGAGCCCUCGGAGGCCCCGCGCCUGCUGGCUCCCGCUGCCCUGGCCUUCCGCUUUGUCGAGGUCUUGCUCAUCAACAACAACAACUCCAGCCAGUUCACCUGCGGUGUGCUCUGCCGCUGGAGUGAGGAGUGUGGCCGCACUGCUGGCAGGGCCUGUGGCUUUGCCCAGCCGGGCUGCAGCUGCCCUGGUGAGGCAGGGGCCGGCCCCGCCACUGCCACGCCUCCAGGGCCACCUGCUGCCCACACCCUGUCCAAUGCCCUGGUGCCUGGGGGCCUGGCCCCACCUGCUGAGGCUGAUUUGCACUCUGGGAGCAGCAAUGACCUAUUCACAACUGAAAUGAGAUAUGGUGAGGAGCCGGAAGAGGAACCGAAGGUGAAAACCCAGUGGCCAAGGUCUGCGGAUGAGCCUGGGCUAUACAUGGCGCAGACAGGCGACCCGGCGGCUGAGGAGUGGUCCCCGUGGAGCGUGUGUUCCCUGACGUGUGGGCAGGGUCUGCAGGUGCGGACCCGCUCCUGUGUGUCCUCCCCCUAUGGGACCCUGUGCAGCGGGCCCCUGCGGGAGACCCGGCCCUGCAACAAUUCAGCCACCUGCCCAGUGGAAGGCCAGUGGCUAGAAUGGGGUCCCUGGGGCCCAUGCUCCACAUCUUGUGCUAAUGGGACCCAGCAGCGCAGCCGGAAGUGCAGCGUGGCAGGCCCAGCCUGGGCCACGUGUACAGGUGCCCUCACUGACACCCGCGAGUGCAGCAACCUCGAGUGCCCGGCUGCAGAUGGCAAGUGGGGGCCUUGGAACUCAUGGAGCCUGUGUUCCAAGACCUGUGAUACAGGCUGGCAGCGCCGCUUCCGCAUGUGCCAGGCCACAGGUGCACAGGGCUACCCCUGCGAGGGCACCGGAGAGGAGGUGAAGCCCUGCAGUGAGAAGAGGUGUCCAGCAUUCCAUGAGAUGUGCAGGGAUGAGUAUGUGAUGCUGAUGACGUGGAAGAAGGCGGCUGCUGGCGAGAUCAUCUACAACAAGUGUCCCCCCAAUGCCUCAGGAUCUGCCAGCCGCCGCUGUCUCCUCAGUGCCCAGGGCGUGGCAUACUGGGGGCUUCCCAGCUUUGCCCGCUGCAUCUCCCACGAGUACCGCUACCUAUAUCUGUCACUUCGGGAGCACCUGGCGAAGGGGCAGCGUAUGCUGGCAGGCGAGGGCAUGUCACAGGUGGUGCGCAGCCUACAGGAGCUUCUGGCUCGGCGCACCUACUACAGCGGGGACCUGCUCUUCUCUGUGGACAUUCUGAGGAAUGUCACUGACACCUUCAAGAGGGCCACCUAUGUGCCCUCGGCUGACGAUGUGCAGCGCUUCUUCCAGGUGGUGAGCUUCAUGGUGGAUGCCGAGAACAAGGACAAAUGGGAUGAUGCUCAGCAGGUGUCCCCUGGCUCUGUGCACCUGCUUCGUGUUGUGGAGGACUUCAUUCACCUGGUGGGCGAUGCUCUCAAGGCCUUCCAGAGCUCUCUGAUUGUGACAGACAACCUGGUGAUCAGCAUUCAGCGAGAGCCCGUCUCAGCCGUGUCUAGCGACAUCACGUUCCCCAUGCGGGGCCGCCGGGGCAUGAAGGACUGGGUGCGGCACUCAGAGGAUCGCCUCUUCCUGCCCAAGGAGGUGCUCAGCCUCUCCUCCCCAGGAAAGCUGGCUGCGUCUGGAGCAGCAGGCAGCCCUGGCAGGGGACGGAGCCCAGGAACAGUGCCCCCUGGCCCAGGGCACUCCCACCAGCGCCUCCUCCCGGCAGACCCUGAUGAGUCCUCCUCCUACUUCGUGAUUGGUGCUGUGCUCUACCGCACCCUUGGCCUCAUCCUGCCACCCCCUAGGCCCCCGUUGGCCGUCACUUCCAGGGUGAUGACAGUGACAGUGCGGCCUCCCACCCAGCCACCAGCUGAGCCCCUUAUCACAGUGGAGCUCUCCUACAUCAUCAACGGCACGACGGAUCCCCGCUGUGCCAGCUGGGACUACGCCAGAGCAGAUGCCAGCUCUGGGGACUGGGACACUGAGAGCUGCCAGACCCUGGAGACACAGGCAGCCCACACCCGCUGCCAGUGCCAGUACCUGUCUACCUUUGCCGUGCUGGCCCAGCCGCCCAAGGACCUGACCCUGGAGCUGGCAGGCUCCCCCUCGGUCCCCCUUGUGAUUGGCUGUGCCGUGUCCUGCAUGGCACUGCUCACCCUCCUUGCCAUCUAUGCCGCCUUCUGGAGGUUCAUAAAAUCGGAACGCUCCAUCAUCUUGCUGAACUUCUGCCUGUCCAUCCUAGCAUCCAAUAUCCUGAUCCUUGUGGGCCAGUCUCGGGUGCUGAGCAAGGGUGUGUGCACCAUGACGGCUGCCUUCCUGCACUUUUUCUUCCUCUCCUCCUUUUGCUGGGUGCUCACUGAGGCCUGGCAAUCCUACCUGGCUGUCAUCGGACGCAUGCGCACCCGCCUCGUUCGGAAGCGCUUCCUCUGCCUGGGCUGGGGUCUGCCUGCCCUGGUGGUGGCUGUGUCUGUCGGUUUUACCCGCACCAAAGGAUAUGGUACAUCCAGCUACUGCUGGCUCUCCCUGGAGGGUGGCCUGCUCUAUGCCUUUGUGGGCCCUGCAGCAGUCAUUGUACUGGUGAAUAUGCUCAUUGGAAUCAUUGUCUUCAACAAGCUCAUGGCACGUGAUGGCAUCUCAGACAAGUCCAAGAAGCAGAGGGCCGGGUCGGAGCGGUGCCCCUGGGCCAGCCUGCUCCUCCCCUGCUCAGCGUGUGGAGCGGUCCCCAGCCCCCUGCUCAGCUCAGCCUCGGCCAGGAACGCCAUGGCCUCACUCUGGAGCUCCUGCGUGGUGCUGCCCCUGCUGGCGCUCACCUGGAUGUCCGCUGUCCUGGCCAUGACGGACCGUCGCUCCGUCCUCUUCCAGGCCCUCUUCGCUGUCUUCAACUCUGCGCAGGGCUUUGUCAUCACUGCUGUGCACUGCUUCCUGCGCCGAGAGGUCCAGGACGUGGUGAAGUGCCAGAUGGGCAUGUGCCGGGGUGAUGAGAGUGAAGACUCCCCCGACUCGUGUAAGAACGGGCAGCUGCAGAUCCUGUCAGACUUUGAAAAGGACGUGGAUCUGGCUUGUCAGACAGUUCUGUUCAAGGAGGUCAACACUUGCAACCCAUCUACCAUCACGGGCACACUGUCCCGCCUGUCCCUGGACGAGGAUGAGGAACCCAAGUCCUGCCUUAUGGGUCCUGAGGGAGGCCUCAGCUUCUCACCACUGCCUGGGAAUAUCCUGGUGCCCAUGGCAGCCUCACCAGGGCUGGGGGAGCCGCCGCCCCCACAGGAGGCCAACCCCGUGUACAUGUGUGGGGAGGGUGGCCUGCGGCAGCUAGACCUCACAUGGCUGCGGCCCACCGAGCCAGGCUCCGAGGGGGACUACAUGGUGCUGCCCCGGCGGACUCUGAGUCUACAACCUGGUGGCGGGGGUGGAGGUGGUGAGGACCCCCCAAGGGCCCGGCCUGAGGGUACCCCCCGGAGGGCCUCCAAGACACUGGCCCACACCGAAGGCUACCCCAGCUUCCUGUCUGUGGACCACUCUGGCCUGGGGCUGGGCCCUGCCUAUGGGGCUCUGCAGAACCCAUACGGGAUGACCUUCCAGCCACCACCACCGACGCCCAGUGCCCGCCAGGUGUCCGAGCCAGGGGAGCGCAGCCGGACCAUGCCCCGUACCGUGCCAGGCUCCACCAUGAAGCUGGGCUCUCUGGAGCGAAAGAAGUUACGGUAUUCAGACCUGGACUUUGAGAAGGUGAUGCACACCCGGAAACGACACUCAGAACUCUACCACGAGCUCAAUCAGAAGUUCCACACUUUUGACCGCUACCGCAGUCAGUCCACGGCCAAGAGGGAGAAGCGGUGGAGUGUGUCCUCAGGUGGGACAGCUGAAUGGAGCAUGUCCAGAGAGAAGCCCAGCCCUGGGGAGCAUCCUGGCUUGUCCCAACAGCGGCGACAUCAGAGCUGGAGCACUUUCAAGUCCAUGACGUUGGGCUCGCUGCCCCCCAAGCCCCGAGAACGGCUGGCCCUGCACCGAGCCACAGCCUGGGAGCCCACAGAACCACCUGACGGGGACUUCCAGACAGAGGUGUGAGCACCACGCCGGACUGCACACUGCGUAUAAAUAUAUAUAUCUCUCUAUUUUCACACUCCACUUUGGAACUACCCAGGAGCCAGCGCCCCCUCCCCUCUCCCAAGGGCUGGGCAGGGAGGUGCAGUGGACUUGGCUGGGCUGGGGGAGCCAGAUGUGGCGUGACUUGGGGGGCCGGGGCCCUUCCCUUUUUCUCAGAGGCCCCUCAGCCACUGGAGCUCCAUCUUCACACCAGCCUGUCUGUCCCUGUCCCGGGCUGGGGAGGGUGGAGGGGAACUUUGUUGGGAAUAAACUUUACUC
Messenger RNA from Manis javanica (Malayan pangolin), 5100 nucleotides. It is a transcript of the gene ADGRB2, whose product is annotated as adhesion G protein-coupled receptor B2. Gene Ontology annotation, molecular function: G protein-coupled receptor activity. Gene Ontology annotation, biological process: peripheral nervous system development; cell surface receptor signaling pathway; adenylate cyclase-activating G protein-coupled receptor signaling pathway. Gene Ontology annotation, cellular component: plasma membrane. The record is from RefSeq and is a predicted model, not a curated record. NCBI's taxonomy places the organism in Eukaryota, Metazoa, Chordata, Mammalia, Pholidota, Manidae.